AUGCGUCUUCUUUUCUGCGCUUUGCUACUGAAAGUUAUGGCUACCGGCUUGCCCCAAGGGCGUCUUUUAAAAGACGGGAUUUCUGCUUGGCUCGGGGUCCGCUACGCCGAUCAACCAGAAAGAUUUCAGCGAGCUAGUUUGGCAAAUGAUUGGAAAGAUGAGCCUGGAAACAGCAUGGACAAACCUGCAAAAGCGUGCCCUCAAGCAAAAUUUUUUCCCGGCCUUGAAACCAGCGAGGAUUGCCUUUUUUUUGAACGUUUUUGGACCGACCAAUGUUUCUUCUACCCACAUUUCCCGUCCUCUAAGUUUCACCCAAAUCUUGGACUCGAUGACACGCAUUUGGCAAUUAAAUUCAUCUCAAAAAAUAUUCAUGAGUUUGGAGGGGAUCCAAGUCAAAUAACAUUGAUUGGACAUUCUGCUGGGGCAUGCUCUGCUCAUGCGCUGGCCAUCUCGACUGCCGUCGAUCAAGGCGCAUUGAUUUUUCCGAAA
Mesorhabditis belari is the source of this 489-nucleotide messenger RNA. Lineage: Eukaryota; Metazoa; Nematoda; Chromadorea; Rhabditida; Rhabditidae. The record is from the annotation of a GenBank genome assembly.